Messenger RNA from Scophthalmus maximus (turbot), 1032 nucleotides. It is a transcript of the gene gsta.1, whose product is annotated as glutathione S-transferase, alpha tandem duplicate 1. Gene Ontology annotation, biological process: glutathione metabolic process. Gene Ontology annotation, molecular function: glutathione transferase activity. The record is from RefSeq and is a predicted model, not a curated record. The coding region runs from base 152 to 817 and encodes 221 amino acids. Lineage: Eukaryota; Metazoa; Chordata; Actinopteri; Pleuronectiformes; Scophthalmidae. The transcript has 7 exons.
CAGACAUCCAAUCGCAAUGUUUCUCUGUUCUCUCUGUUUCCCCCUCUGAAAGAAGUUAUAUAACGACCUCAACUGUAUUCUUCUUCCCACUGUAGCACACCGGAGCACUUCGCAACUUUACACACAUUUAGAUUCCCAAAAUACAGAAGCCAUGGCAGGAAAACCUGUGCUGUACUACUUCAACGGGAGAGGGAGAAUGGAGGCGAUCCGCUGGCUCCUGGCAGUAGCAGAAGUCGAGUUCGACGAGGUCCUCCUGACGACACGUGAGCAGUAUGAGAAACUCCUCAGCGAUGGAGCUCUCAUGUUCCAGCAGGUUCCCAUGGUGGAGAUCGACGGCAUGCAGCUGAUCCAGACCAAGGCGAUCCUGCAUUACAUUGCUCAGAAGUACAACCUACACGGAAAGGACCCCAAAGAGCGCGUCAUGAUCAACAUGUAUGCGGAAGGAGCAAUGGAUGUCAUGGAGAUGAUCAUGGUGUUGCCGUUCAUCACCGAUGUAAAAGCAAAACUGGACAAUAUUCAAACUAAGGCAAAGGAGCGUUAUCUGCCCGUGUAUGAAAAGGCGCUGUCCGGGCACAUAUACCUGGUGGGAGGUGAACUAAGCCUUGCGGACGUGCAGUUGUUUGAAUGCACCUUGAUGCUGGAGGAGAAAUUCACUGGAAUCCUCGCCGAGUUUCCCAACGUCAAGUCUUUCCAGGGCAGGAUGACGCAGAUUCCCGCCGUCAGCAGGUUUCUGCAGCCAGGCAGUAAGAGGAAGCCACAGCCGGAUGACGUCUAUGUGAAGACGGUCAUGGGGGUGCUAUAUCCCAAAGGUCUUUGAACUGAUGUGUAAAACAACUGGUACACUCCCCACAUCAGCAGUGUAUGUAGAACAAUCGCAUAUUCUGAUUCAAGUUGUGAUGAACACUGAACAAAGACGAAAACACUAAUCUACUCGGCACGAAAUUAAAUGAUGUAGUUGGUUUUAUAACAAUCAGCGAUUUUCGAAUGUGAAGAUUCUAGUGAAUAAAUUGUGUCUUUCUGGAGAACAUUUGA